This is a messenger RNA of Corythoichthys intestinalis (scribbled pipefish), 1048 nucleotides long. Its product is annotated as dynein light chain Tctex-type 3-like. The coding region runs from base 135 to 476 and encodes 113 amino acids. Gene Ontology annotation, cellular component: cytoplasmic dynein complex; cytoplasm. Gene Ontology annotation, molecular function: dynein intermediate chain binding. The record is from RefSeq and is a predicted model, not a curated record. Gene Ontology annotation, biological process: microtubule-based movement. The transcript has 5 exons. NCBI's taxonomy places the organism in Eukaryota, Metazoa, Chordata, Actinopteri, Syngnathiformes, Syngnathidae.
CCUCUUUUCCGAACUACCUCAGCUGGCAGUGCCAGUGAAGUGUACAGCUAAACUAGCCGAGCCGUUGCGCAUGUGCAAUUGUGCAUACCAGAAAGUGCUGGGAGUGGGAGAGCGGCGACAAGUGCUACCACCAAAUGGAGGAAUAUAACAAUGGUGACGAGGUGGUCUUCAAUGCUGAUGAAGCUACCAACAACAUCAAAGAGUGCAUCGAGGGCGUCAUUGGCGGCAUGGACUACAGUCAAAGCAAAGUUAACCAGUGGAACGCUGCUAUCGUGGAGCACUCUCUGACCCACCUGGUCAAACAAGGACGCCCGUUUAAGUACAUAGUAAACUGCACCAUCAUGCAGAAGAGCGGCGCCGGGCUGCACACAGCAAAUUCGUGCUACUGGGACAACAGUACAGAUGGAAGCUGCACAGUCCGAUGGGAGAACCGUACCAUGUACUGCGUGGUCAGCGUGUUUGCCAUCGCCAUAUAACGUCGAACCACGUAGUGUCGUGACAUCUUCCUUGUUGCAUUCCCAAAUAGGCUUGUUCUGACUGUACGUAAAAUAUAGACAGUAUUUUUUUUCUUACUACUUGUAUGUUGUUUGGACCAAAUACCGUACGUUCAAGGAUACGUUUUCAAUGUAACAGUUUUUGUGUCCCAGUAGAUAUUUAAAACAUGUUGGAAAGUGUCUCGUCUUUUGAGAAGUUUUUGUGAUUGUAAAGGGAAAAGACAUUCAAACUGUUAAUUGGCUGCCAUUGAUGGUGAUAAAUGUCCAAUUCAUUUGAACUGAUAGGGUUGGCAGCAAAUGUUAGAAGCCAGUGUUUAUUUGCAGCUUUAUCACCUGAAGGUGUUGUAACGCCAGGAGUGCUAACAUUAUCUAAAUACAUGAUUGUUUCAUUAAAUAGUAUUUCAGUAUUUAUUUUAGUGAAUUUAAUAUUUGUUUAAAUUUUCAUUUAAAACUAUUUCAAGAUUUACAGCGAGGAGCAGAAGUAUUUGCACCCCUUGUGAUUUUGCAAGUUCACCCACUAAGCAAAUAGGUAGAGGUCUGAAAUUUUAAUCUUA